CAGGUGUGUAGCUCAGUCACAAGCAGGGCUACUAUGGCAUUGACAGAAGACAACUGGCUUUCCCUGGGUUUGCAGCAGUACCUGCAUCUGGCUGGGCUGCUCUGCCUGCUCUCUGUACUCCUGAAGGUUGCACAGCUGUACAGCUCCAGAAGGCAUAAGCUGAACGUCUUCCGACAGUUCCCAGGGCCCUCCUGCCACUGGUUAUAUGGGAAUGUGAAUGAGUUUCGCCGAGAUGGGAAUGAUUUAGACAUACUGGUGAAGUGGACUGGAAUACAUUCAGGAGCUUUCCCUGUGUGGUUUGGAAAUUUUACUCCUUUUCUUUUCCUCACUCACCCAGACUAUGCCAAGACAAUAUUUAACAGAGACGACCCAAAGUCUAGCUUGACUUAUGAUUUUAUUGUACCAUGGAUUGGUAGAGGGCUACUGGUCCUAUCUGGUCCCAAGUGGUUCCAACAUCGCCGGUUGCUGACUCCUGGCUUUCACUAUGAUGUCCUGAAGCCAUAUGUGAAACUGAUGUCUGAUUCAACCACAGUGAUGCUGGAUAAAUGGGAGAAACUGAUCCCAGAGAAGAAACCAGUGGAGCUUUUCCAGCAUGUCAGCCUAAUGACUCUGGACAGCAUCAUGAAAUGCGCCUUCAGCUAUGAAAGUCAGUGCCAGAGGGACAGUGAUAAUGCCUACAUUAAAGCAGUGUUUGACCUCUCCUAUCUGACCAAUCUACGUCUGCGCUGCUUCCCAUAUCACAGUGACGCUGUAUUCUAUAUAAGCCCUCAUGGGUACCGCUUCCGAAAAGCAUGCAGAAUAACCCAUCAACAUACAGAAAAAGUGAUACAGCAGAGGAAAGAGUCCAUGAAACACGAGAAGGAAUUGGAGAAGAUACUGCAAAAGAGACAUCUGGAUUUCUUGGACAUUUUAUUGUUUGCCAAGGAUGAAAACGGGCAAGGUCUGUCUGAUGAGGACCUGCGGGCAGAGGUGGACACGUUCAUGUUUGAGGGGCAUGAUACAACAGCCAGUGGGAUCUCAUGGAUCCUGUUCUGUAUGGCUAAAUAUCCAGAGCAUCAGAAAAAGUGUCGGGAUGAGAUCAGGAGUGUGCUGGCUGAGAGACGCCACAUGGAAUGGGAUGACUUGAGUAAGAUCCCAUACACCACCAUGUGCAUCAAGGAGAGUCUGCGAAUGUACCCUCCAGUGCCAGGAGUCGCUCGCAGUCUCAGGAAACCAGUCACUUUCUUUGAUGGACGUUCUGUACCUGCAGGAACCCUAAUUGCACUGAGUAUUUAUUCCAUUCAUAGAAAUCCAGAUGUGUGGAAAGACCCAGAGGUGUUUGACCCCCUGCGGUUCUCCCCUGAGAAUUCCUCGGGCAGACACUCCCAUGCGUUCCUGCCAUUUGCUGCUGGUCCCAGGAACUGUAUUGGGCAGAAUUUUGCUAUGAAUGAGAUGAAAGUAGCCGUGGCACUGACAUUGAACCGGUUCCAUCUGGCACCAGACCCAAAAAAUCCUCCUAUCAAAAUACCACAGCUUGUCCUCAAAUCAAAAAAUGGUAUUUAUGUACAGUUUACGCAUGCUCAGUGACACUGUUAUGAAUUAAUUAAUUUCUAUCAUCAGUUAUAAGACCCACAAUGGAUUACAAUAAAACACUGUAUUUAGUUAUUGAUUCCCAGCGCUGUUUCCUGUAUGUGUGCACUUCAAUUAAACGGCAGAGAAAUGUGUUCUGUGAGUUUAUUUGUAAAUACAUUUGUAAAAUAUUAAUGUGAUGUUUGGAAUUAAACUGCAUUAUUAUUUA
Messenger RNA from Bombina bombina (fire-bellied toad), 1777 nucleotides. Its product is annotated as cytochrome P450 4B1. The record is from RefSeq and is a predicted model, not a curated record. NCBI's taxonomy places the organism in Eukaryota, Metazoa, Chordata, Amphibia, Anura, Bombinatoridae. The coding region runs from base 34 to 1566 and encodes 510 amino acids. The transcript is spliced from 12 exons. Gene Ontology annotation, molecular function: iron ion binding; oxidoreductase activity, acting on paired donors, with incorporation or reduction of molecular oxygen; monooxygenase activity.